GUUUGCAACCCUCAAUAUACUCAAUAUGUAUUCCAUCGCUGUGUCAGCCGGUAUUUGGCUGGGAGUUUUGGUAGCCCUAGUAGCUUCCCAACCACAGGCCACGGUAGAGCAGGGUGACCUCUUUGGUACCACCGUGACUUUCCAGGAAGAUGAGUUCAUCAAUAUCACCAAAAACAUCGAUGUCUUCAAGGGGAUACCAUUUGCAGAGCCACCCGUUGGAGCGCUGCGAUUCAGGGCUCCGGUAGAGAAGAGUAGUUGGGGAAGCGAGGUUUACAACGCCACGUACUUUAGAUAUGCUUGCAUACAAGGCAGCGGUGGUCAAAACACAAUAUAUACGAAUGAAGACUGCCUGUACCUGAAUAUCUACGCACCUAGUACUAGACGUAUGGAGGGCGUUCCUGUAAUGGUCUGGAUACACGGCGGAGGUUUUACUGUCGGAAGUGGAAGUCAACCAGGCUAUGACGGAAUGCCAUUGGUUGCAGUCGGUGACGUCAUCGUGGUCACGCUUAACUAUCGCCUCGACAUCUUGGGUUUUUUAACAACAGACGACGAAGCUUCUUCAGGCAAUGCAGGUCUCAAAGAUCAGCAAAUGGCCAUGAAAUGGAUCAAGAACAACAUUGCAGCUUUUGGUGGUGACAGUGAACGCAUCACCAUCUUCGGUGAGAGUGCUGGAAGUGGCAGCGUCAGUUUCCAUAUCCUCUCCAAGAUGUCAGAAGGCUUGUUCAGCCAGGCGAUUAUGCAGAGCGGAACUGCCUUUUCUUUCUGGGCUUUUCACGAGAAAGAGGACGAAUUGAGGAGCCAAGCCUUCCAGGUUGGGGCGAAACUCGGUUGCAGUGCUUCGGAGAGCACCGCUCUUGUAGAUUGCUUGAGGGAACAGGACGCCUUGGCUGUUGUGGCAGCUUCAAUUGAGACAGCCUUCCGAAGUAGCGCCGUUGUUGAUGGAGAAUUCCUCUCGGACACCCCGGUCAAUCUCUACUCCACUGGGCAGUACAACCACGUCGAGAUCCUCCUGGGGUCAAAUGCUGAUGAGGGGACAUCGUUCCUCGUUGGCGAUCCAAAAUUUGCGGAGUAUUUCGCAUCGGAGGUGGCGCCUGCUCUAAGCAAAGAUGAUUUCGAAUUGUUAAUUAGUCAAAACCUCUUAUACGCUUUUGGUUCAACAGACGCGCCGUUUAUUGCGGAUUCAGUCAGAAUGCAGUACGUUGACUGGUCUCAGGCCGACAACGAGACUGCCGAUUACUUCAACUCCUUUGUAGAAUUUGCCGGUGACUUUGCAUUCGUGUGCCCAACUGACAAUGUUGCUCGCAUUCACGCCCAAGCGGGCGAUACUGUGUUUCUGUAUCAGAUGACGCAAGUCCCUACCGUGUCUAUUUAUAACACAAAUGGUGUGCAGCCGGGAUGGUUAGGAGCAACUCACGCCGAGGAUAUAUCGUUCGUGUUCGGGAUUGUAUUUGACCCCGAGUUUGCUGCAGUUCUGUCUCCCUUUGUGCCUGAUCCAGAGAAGGCACUUUCUGUCAAAUUUAUGGAAUACUGGACCAACUUUGCCAAGACUGGAAACCCUGCUAUAGCAGACGAUAUUUGGCCCCAAUUUACCAUCCCAGAGUUGAUAUACAAGGAGCUCAGCGUUGACAUGGCAACAGGACGCGCCCUCAAGAGUGACCAGUGCCAUUUCUGGAACACUUAUCUGGUGCAGCUACAGACCAUGCUGGCCAACAUGGAUGAUAUAGAACGGGAGUGGAAAGCGUCAUACAGCGCCUGGAAGUACACCGACAUGGCCGACUGGAGAGAGCAGUUCAACCAGUAUAAAGCACUAACUGGAUCGUACUAUCACCGACUAGCACUGAAUCUGGCCCAGUUUGCAACCCUCAAUAUACUCAAUAUGUACUCCAUCGCUGUGUCAGCCGGUAUUUGGCUGGGAGUUUUGGUAGCCCUAGUAGCUUCCCAACCACAGGCCACGGUAGAGCAGGGUGACCUCUUUGGUACCACCGUGACUUUCCAGGAAGAUGAGUUCAUCAAUAUCACCAAAAACAUCGAUGUCUUCAAGGGGAUACCAUUUGCAGAGCCACCCGUUGGAGCGCUGCGAUUCAGGGCUCCGGUAGAGAAGAGUAGUUGGGGAAGCGAGGUUUACAACGCCACGUACUUUAGAUAUGCUUGCAUACAAGGCAACGGUGGUCAAAACACAAUAUAUACGAAUGAAGACUGCCUGUACCUGAAUAUCUACGCACCUAGUUCUAGACGUCUGGAGGGCGUUCCUGUGAUGGUCUGGAUACACGGCGGAGCUUUCACUCUCGGUAGUGGAAGUCAACCAGGCUAUGACGGAAUGCCAUUGGUUGCAGUCGGUGACGUCAUCGUGGUCACGCUUAACUAUCGCCUCGACAUCUUGGGUUUUUUAACAACAGACGACGAAGCUUCUCCAGGCAAUGCAGGUCUCAAAGAUCAGCAAAUGGCCAUGAAAUGGAUCAAGAACAACAUUGCAGCUUUUGGUGGUGACAGUGAACGCAUCACCAUCUUCGGUGAGAGUGCUGGAAGUGCCAGCGUCAGUUUCCACAUCCUCUCCAAGAUGUCAGAAGGCUUGUUCAGCCAGGCGAUUAUGCAGAGCGGAACUGCCUUUUCUUUGGGGGCCUUUACAGAGAAAGAGGACGAGAUGAGGAGCCAGGCCUUCCAGGUUGGGGCGAAACUCGGCUGCAGUGCGUCUGAGAGCGUCGCUCUUGUGGACUGCAUGAGGGAACAGGACGCCUUGGCACUUGUGGCGGCUUCAAUUGAGACAGCCUUCCGAACCAGUGCCGUUAACGACGGAGAAUUCCUCUCUGACACCCCGGUCAAUCUCUACUCCACCGGGCAGUACAACCACGUCGAGAUCCUCCUGGGGUCAAAUGCUGAUGAGGGGACAUCGUUCCUUCUUGGCGAUCCGAAGUUUGCGGAGUAUUUCACGUCGCAGGUGGCGCCUGUUCUGAGCAAAGAUGAUUUCGAAUUGUAUACGAGUCAAAACCUCGUAUACGCUUUUGGUUCAACAGACGCACCGUUUAUUGCGGAUUCAGUCAGAAUGCAGUACGUUGACUGGUCUCAGGCCGACAACGAGACUGCCGAUUACUUCAACUCCUUUGUAGAAUUUGCCGGUGACUUUGCAUUCGUGUGCCCAACUGACAAUGUUGCUCGCAUUCACGCCCAAGCGGGCGAUACUGUGUUUCUGUAUCAGAUGACGCAAGUCCCUACCGUGUCUAUUUAUAACGUCGGUGGCUUGCAGCCGGGAUGGUUAGGAGCGACUCACGCCGAGGAUUUACCGUUCGUAUUCGGCAUUGUGUUCGACCCUGAGUUUGCUCUAGUUCUGUCUCCCUUUGUGCCUGGUCCAGAGAAGGCACUUUCUGUUAAAUUUAUGGAAUACUGGACAAACUUUGCCAAGACUGGAAAUCCUGUUACAGCAGACGAUAUUUGGCCCCAAUUUACCAUCCCAGAGUUGGUAUACAAGGAGCUCAACGUUGACAUGGCAACAGGACGCGCCCUCAAGAGUGACCAGUGCCAUUUCUGGAACACUUAUCUGGUGCAGCUGCAGACCAUGUUUGCCAACAUGGAUGAUGUAGAACGGGAGUGGAAAGCGUCUUACAGAGCCUGGAAGUACACCGACAUGGCCGACUGGAGAGAGCAGUUCAACCAGUAUAAAGCACUAACUGUAUUUGGUGAUUUCUUUUUUGGGGGAUGUGGUACAUGCAUUAAGUUUGACAUACAAACACUUGUAAAAGCUGCAGCCAGUUUUGAAGGAAAAGGGUUAAACUUUCACCGACAAGCACUGAAUCUGGCCCAGUUUGCAACCCUCAAUAUACUCAAUAUGUACUCCAUCGCUGUGUCAGCCGGUAUUUGGCUGGGAGUUUUGGUAGCCCUAGUAGCUUCCCAACCACAGGCCACGGUAGAGCAGGGUGACCUCUUUGGUACCACCGUGACUUUCCAGGAAGAUGAGUUCAUCAAUAUCACCAAAAACAUCGAUGUCUUCAAGGGGAUACCAUUUGCAGAGCCACCCGUUGGAGCGCUGCGAUUCAGGGCUCCGGUAGAGAAGAGUAGUUGGGGAAGCGAGGUUUACAACGCCACGUACUUUAGAUAUGCUUGCAUACAAGGCAGCGGUGGGCAGAAUAGCAUAUAUACGAAUGAAGACUGCCUGUACCUGAAUAUCUACGCACCUAGUUCUAGACGUAUAGAGGGCGUUCCUGUGAUGGUUUGGAUACACGGCGGAGGUUUUACUUUUGGUAGUGGAAGUCAACCAGGCUAUGACGGAAUGCCAUUGGUUGCAGUCGGUGACGUCAUCGUGGUCACGCUUAACUAUCGCCUUGACAUCUUGGGUUUUUUAAACACAGACGAUGAAGCUUCUUCAGGCAAUGCAGGUCUUAAAGAUCAGCAAAUGGCCAUGAAAUGGAUCAAGAACAACAUUGCAGCUUUUGGUGGUGACAGUAACAGCAUCACCAUCUUCGGUGAGAGUGCUGGAAGUGCCAGCGUCAGUUUCCACAUCCUCUCCAAGAUGUCAGAAGGCUUGUUCAGCCAGGCGAUUAUGCAGAGUGGAACUGCUUUUGCGUACUGGGCCUUUUAUGACAAGGAGGGCGAAAUGAAGAGCCAGGCCUUCCAGGUUGGGGCGAAACUCGGCUGUAGUGCUUCGGAGAGCGCCGCUCUUGUGGACUGCUUGAGGGAACAAGACGCUUUGGCUCUUGUGGCGGCGUCGACUGAGAUACAGUUCCGAACCUGCGCCGUUGUUGAUGGAGAAUUCCUCUCAGACACCCCGGCCAAUCUCUACUCCACCGGGCAGUUCAACCACGUCAAUAUUCUCUUGGGGACGAACGCAGAUGAGGGGACAUCGUCUGUUUUGGUCGGCCCUUACUAUGAGCAGUAUUUCACGUCGGAAGUGGCGCCUUUUAUAAGCAGAGAUGUUUUUGAACUUGGUCUGAGUCUACACCUCAAUUACGCGUUUGGUCCGGAACACGAUCCCAUUCUUGCCGAUACGUUCAGAAUGCAAUACAUCGACUGGUCACAGGCCGACAACGAGACUGCCGAUUACUUCCAUGCGCUUGUUGAGCUCAACGGAGACUCUUUAUUCGUGUGCCCAACUGACCGGGUUGCUCGCAUUCACGCCCAAGAGGGCGGUACUGUCUUUCUGUAUCAGAUGACGCAAGUCCCUACUGUGUCUGUUUAUAAUACAAAUGGUACGCAACCGGGAUGGUUAGGAGCGACACACGCCGAGGAUAUACCGUUCGUAUUCGGCAUAGCGUUCGACCCCGAGCUUUUCUAUUUGUCUCCCUUUGUGCCUGAUCCCGAGAAAGCACUUUCUGUCAAAUUUAUGGAAUACUGGACCAACUUUGCUAAGACUGGAAACCCUGUAACAGCAAACGAUAUGUGGCCAGAAUUUACCAUCCCAGAGUUGAGAUACAAGGAGCUCAACGUUAACAUGGCAACAGGACGCGCCCUCAAGAGUAACCAGUGUCAUUUCUGGAACACUUAUCUGAUGCAGUUGCAGACCAUGCUUGCAAAUAUUGAAGCCACAGAACGGGAGUGGAAAGAGUAAUUUUACACCUGGAAAUACACAGACAUUGCCGACUGGAGAGAGCAGUUCAACCAGUACAAAGCACUAACCGCUUCCCAACCGCAGGUCACUGUAGAGCAAGGUGCCCUCUUUGGUACCACCGAGACUUUCCAGGAAGAUGAGUUCAUCAAUAUCACCAAGAACAUCGAUGUCUUCAAGGGGAUACCGUUUGCAGAGCCACCCGUUGGAGCGCUGCGAUUCAGGGCACCGGUAGAGAAGAGUAGUUGGGGAAGCGAGGUUUACAACGCCACGUACUUCAGAGCUGCAUGCGUUCAGGAUUCGGCAUACGUCACCCCAUAUGGCUUGCAGAUGAGUGAAGACUGUCUUCAUGUCAAUAUUUACGCGCCAAAUCCAAAACUUCCAGAGGGCGCUGCUGUUAUGGUUUACAUGCAUGGUGGCGGUCUUAAAGUUGGUAGCGGAUCACUCCCAGAUCUCAGAAGCCAACCAUUGGUUGCUAUAGGUGACGUCAUCUUGGUCACUUUAAACUAUCGGCUGAAUGUGAUUGGCUUCCUAACUACAGGUGAUGAAGUUUCUCCAGGAAAUGCUGGCCUUAAAGAUCAAGCUCUUGCCCUCCAGUGGAUCAAAAAGAACAUAGAAGCUUUCGGUGGUGACAGUGAACGCAUCACCAUCUUUGGUGAGAGUGCUGGAUCAAAUAGCGUCAGCGCUCAUCUACUGGCCAAGCAGAAUGAGGGAUUGUUUCAUCAGGCUAUAAUGCAGAGCGGAAAUGUUCUAGCAGAGUGGUCCUUCCAGGAGAAUCAAGAUAUAAUGCGACAGCAAGCGUUUCAACUUGGUGCUAAAUUUGGCUGUACGGCUGAGGACACGGCUGGCUUAGUUGAGUGUUUGCGAGAGCAAGACCCGACGGCUCUUUUCACCACGUCAGAAGAGAUAGCGUUUCUAACCGCCCUGGUUGUUGACGGUGAAUACAUCGAGGACAAACCUCCCAUUAUCUACUCCACUGGGCAGUACAACCAUGUCGACAUCCUUCUUGGUACAAAUGCUGACGAAGGGGCGUUCAUGAUGCUCUACGAUUCUCUGUUUUUCCCCGAAUAUUUCCUCAGACCUGAUCCUCCUUUUGUGACUAGAGACAACUACGAGGAGAUUAUAAACCGGCAAGUCGAACUUUACUACGGAGCCAAUACACAGAUAGCAGACGCUAUCAGACUGCAGUAUGUCGACUGGUCCCAAGCGGACAAUGUCAGCGCAGACUAUUUUGAAGCAGUGAAGAACUUUUAUACUGACUUUUUCUUUACGAGCUCAACCGACUUAGUUGCUCGUUACCACGCGCAAGGGGGCAACGCCGUCUACAUGUACCAGAUGACCCACGUCCCUAGCGCAUCUUACUGGGAUGUUGGAGUGGGGGUUGGGCCCGGCUGGUUGGGAGCAUGUCAUGCCGAGGAUGUCCUCUAUGUCUUCGGGGUUCCAUUCAUCCCGGAGGCUGCGGUCAGGCGAUCGGAGUUUCAAGAUGCGGAGAAAGCACUCUCUGUGAAAUUCAUGGAGUUCUGGACAAACUUCGUCAAUACUGGGAACCCAGGAACAAAGACUCCUGGCUCUUUGCCAGCCUCUAAGGACGAUUACUGGCCUGAGUUUACCAUCCCUGGACUCGGAUACAAGGAGCUCAAUGUUAACAUGGCGACAGGUCGCGCCCUCAAGAGUAACGAGGCUCAUUUCUGGAACUCCUACAUAGUACAACUUCAGACCAUGCUGGCUGAUAUGAAGACUAGUGAGCGUGAAUGGAGAGAGUCGUAUAGCGCCUGGAAGUACACCGACAUGGCCGACUGGAGAGAGCAGUUCAACCAUAUGGUUGUAUUUGGUCAGGCUAUACCCGUGUCGGCGGCCUUUUUCCUUGGGUUGUUGGUGGGCUUCGUAGACUCCGAACAACCUCAGGUCACUGUAGAGCAGGGUGCCCUCUUUGGUACCACCGAGACUUUCCAGGAAAAUGGGUUCAUCAAUAUCACCAAGAACAUCGAUGUCUUCAAGGGGAUACCGUUUGCAGAGCCACCCGUUGGACCGCUGCGAUUCAGGGCACCGGUAGAGAAGAGUAGUUGGGGAAGCGAGGUUUACAACGCCACGUACUUCAGAGAUGCAUGCGUACAGAAUCCGGACGGAGUUUUUCCAUAUGGCUUGCAGAUGAGUGAAGACUGUCUUCAUGUCAACAUUUACGCGCCAAAUCCAAAACUUCCUGAGGGCGCUGCCGUAAUGGUCUAUAUGCAUGGUGGCGGUCUCAGAUCCGGUAGCGGAUCACUCCCAGAUCUAAGAAGCACACCAUUGGUUGCUAUAGGUGACGUCAUCUUGGUCGCCAUCAACUAUCGGGUGAAUGUAUUUGGCUUCCUAACCACAGGUGAUGAGGUUUCUCCAGGAAAUGCCGGCCUUAAAGAUCAAGCUCUUGCCCUCCAGUGGAUCAAAAAGAACAUAGAAGCUUUUGGAGGAGAUAAUGAUCGCAUCACUAUCUUCGGUACGAGUGCUGGAUCACAAAGCGUUAGUGCUCAUCUACUGGCCAAGCAAAAUGAGGGGCUGUUCCAUCAAGCUAUAAUGCAGAGCGGAAAUGUUCUUGCCGAAUCGAUCUUCCAGGAAAAUCAAGAUAUAAUGCGACAGCAAGCGUUUCAACUUGGUGCUCAAUUUGGAUGUACGGCUGAGGACACGACUGGUUUAGUUGAGUGUUUGCGAGAGCAAGACCCAACGGCUCUUUUCACCACGUCAGAAGAGAUAUCGUUUCAACCUAGUGUGGUUGUCGACGGUGAAUAUAUAGAGGAUACACCUUCCAAUCUGUACUCCACUGGGCAGUACAACCAUGUCGACAUCCUUCUAGGGACAAAUGCUGACGAAGGGACGUUCGUCAUGCUCUUCAAUCCUCUAUUUUUCCCCGAGUAUUUCCUCAGACCAGAUCCUCCUUUCGUGUCUCAGGAAAACUACGAGGGGAUCAUCAACCGGCAAGUCGGUAUUUACUACGGAGCCAAUACACAGAUAGCAGACGCUAUCAGACUGCAGUAUGUCGACUGGUCUCAAGCCGACAAUGCCAGCGCAGACUAUUUUAAAGCAGUGAAGAACUUUUAUACUGACUUUUUAUUUGCGAGCUCAACCGACUUAGUUGCUCGCUACCACGCCCAGGGGGGUAAUGCCGUCUUCAUGUACCAGAUGACCCACGUCACUAGCGUGUCUUACAGGGAUGUUGCCGUGGGAGUCGGGCCUGGCUGGAUGGGGGCAGGUCAUGCCGAGGAUGUACUCUAUGUCUUCGGGGUUCCAUUCAUCCCGGAGGCUGCGAUCAGGCGAUCGGAGUUGCAAGAUGCGGAGAAAGCACUCUCUGUGAAAUUUAUGGAGUUUUGGACAAACUUCGCCAAUACUGGAAACCCAGGAACAAAGACUCCUGGCUCUUCACCGGCCUCUGAGGACGAUUACUGGCCCGAGUUUACCAUUCCUGGACUCGGAUACAAGGAGCUCAAUGUUACCAUGGCGACAGGUCGCGCCCUCAAGAGUAACGAGGCUCAUUUCUGGAACUCCUACGUAGUACAGCUUCAGACCAUGCUGGCUAAUAUGGAGGCUAGUGAGCGUGAAUGGAGAGAUUCGUAUAGCGCCUGGAAGUACACCGACAUGGCCGACUGGAGAGAGCAGUUCAACCAGUAUAAAGCACAGACCGGCAACUAUUAAUCAACUAUCGAACAGUCCAUUAUUAAUUAAAUAAUUAUUGAAAAAUUGUAGAUUUAACAAACUAUUAUGAGGAUUGGUAAUGGGGUCUAUAACAUACGAUUUAUUUUGAUUAAGCUUUUCA
Messenger RNA from Asterias rubens (European starfish), 9317 nucleotides. RefSeq lists its product as uncharacterized. Gene Ontology annotation, molecular function: acetylcholinesterase activity. The record is from RefSeq and is a predicted model, not a curated record. Gene Ontology annotation, biological process: choline metabolic process; acetylcholine catabolic process. The transcript is spliced from 46 exons. Gene Ontology annotation, cellular component: plasma membrane. NCBI's taxonomy places the organism in Eukaryota, Metazoa, Echinodermata, Asteroidea, Forcipulatida, Asteriidae.